UUGCCUCGACAUUCUCCAAGUUUUCCAGCCUCCUCCUUACUUAGGAAAACUGCGAACGGAUUUCAUCUUCUCGACUUCUCCGUUAAAUCCACAAAAACAAACAAACGUUCUUCAUAAGCCUCCAAAGGCCCAAACUGCACGGCACGCAGCACAAAGGGCCUAUAUGCUCCCUCGCUUCACUCAUAUACUCCGUGCCGUCCACACUCCGCAUUCUCCUUCUGCGAUGGCGCGUGUUAUCGCACGCACCAUCGGUGUCUCCCGCGGUCUUACCCAAACCAACUCCGUAUCCUCCCUCCUAUUCUCAUCGGAAUUAACUCUCAUUCAUAGCACAAACCGUCUCGGCGGCCCUUUGCUCUCGAAAUCUGCGCUGUUUGGUCGUAAUUUUCUUACUCUGUGUAGAAAAGAAGAUGAGAGGGUUUUGAGGUCGCCUGUGAGGGUAUUCGCCGAGCAGAGAGGGUACAGGAAGGUGCGGAGACGAACACCGAAGAGUAAGGAGAAGGAGUUGGAGCUUAAUGUCACCAUUUGCAUUGAAGAAGAGCUACCGGAUGAUCCUGAAAUCCUGAAUAUUGCGGAAAUGCUUCGUCUUAAUGUACCAAUGGCAAUGAAGUUGGCAAUUGAAGGAUUAAAAGAUUCGGAGUAUAAAACAAGAGAUGCAACAAUAAGUGACGUUGGGGGAUUUGAAAGUGUUGAGCUCUCUGUAGUGCUUUGCAAUGAUGAGUUCAUUCGCAAACUUAACAAGGAAUGGAGGGAUGAGGACCACGCUACCGAUGUUCUCUCUAUGUCAGAACAUAUCCCUGAACUUAAGCUCCCAAUUCUUAUGCUGGGUGACUUAGUAAUUUCUGUGGAGACAGCUGCAAGACAAGCAGAAGAAAGAGGACAUUCGCUUCUUGAUGAAAUACGUAUUCUCAUGAUUCAUGGUUUGUUGCACCUUUUGGGUUUUGAUCAUGAGAUUAGUGAAGAAGCUGAAGCUGAAAUGGAGAAGGAGGAGGAACUUCUUUUGAAGAGUCUUGGAUGGAAGGGAAAAGGAUUGAUUCAGAGUGCUUGUGAAGCUGAGACUGCUGGCAACUCACACAUGGAACAUUCAGAUGAUAAGGUGUCAAAAGACAGGAAGAAAGGGGGCAGUCUUCGUUUCUAUAAACCAAAAUUCAAGUAUAUCUUCUGCGAUGUGGAUGGUACACUGUUGAACAGCAAAAGUGAAAUUACCUUGACAACUGCACAAGCUUUGAACGAGGCUCUGUCUAGGGGUGUCAAAGUCAUGAUAGCCACUGGAAAAACACGUCCAGCUGUAAUAAGUGCUCUGAAGACGGUAGAUUUAGCUGGUAAAGAUGGAGCUGUCUCAGAGUUCUCUCCUGGAGUUUUCUUGCAGGGAUUGCUUGUCUAUGGUAGACAGGGUCGUGAAAUUUUUAAAAGGAAUUUAGAUCAAAAUGUCUGCCGAGAGGCAUGUUAUUUCUCUUUGGAGCAUAAGAUUCCCUUAGUUGCUUUCAGCAAGGAUCGUUGCUUAACCCUAUUCCAUCACCCUCUCGUUGACUCUCUGCAUAGCGUGUAUCAUGAGCCAAAGGCAGAGAUCAUGCCUUCCGUAGAGCAUCUCUUGGCAUAUGCUGAAGUACAGAAAGUACUCUUUAUGGACACUGCUGAGGGAGUGGCUUCUACUAUCAGGCCAUACUGGUCAGAAACAACAGGAGAUCGUGCUAAUGUUGUCCAAGCACAGCCAGAUAUGCUUGAAAUUGUCCCCCCUGGAACCUCAAAAGGGGGUGGCGUAAGAAUGCUUCUUGAUCAUUUGGGCAUUGAUGCUAAGGAGAUAAUGGCUAUUGGUGAUGGAGAAAAUGACGUCGAGAUGCUCGAGUUAGCUUCACUAGGUGUUGCUCUCAGUAAUGGAUCAGACAAGGCUAAAGCAGUGGCUGAUGUAAUUGGUGCCAGCAACGACGAAGAUGGUGUGGCUGACGCCAUUUACCGGUAUGCAUUUUGACCUUAACGUUAAUGACAAUCAUUACAAUAUUUUUUGUCAUUCUUAAAGAGCCUUUGCAAAUUCUGGGAAAGGAGGAGAGAAAUGUGUUCAAUUUUUUUGCUCAUUGACAGAAUAGAAAGGUUUUAUAAGCUUUUCUAUAGUCUGAAGUAGAGUCCUCACGGUCGGGUAACCUUGAAAAGUCAAUAUUUAUUCCCUGUUAUUUAGAAUGAAGGUUAUCCUUUAUUUCA
Molecule: messenger RNA, 2193 nt
Organism: Tripterygium wilfordii
Lineage: Eukaryota; Viridiplantae; Streptophyta; Magnoliopsida; Celastrales; Celastraceae
Product: endoribonuclease YBEY, chloroplastic
Exons: 12
Coding region: 164-1966 (600 amino acids)
Biological process (GO): rRNA processing
Molecular function (GO): metalloendopeptidase activity
Source: RefSeq, a predicted model, not a curated record